CACGAUUUGUACGAAGAAAAUGAUGACGUUAAACGCAUAUAAAUGGAGAAUGAAGAAUAAUUAUCUCGUAGAAGAAAAUAUAAUAUGUAUUUGAUAUAUUGAUGUAUCCAUUAGCUGACAAGUGAUAACCAUGAGUUUGAGUAGGCAAACAUCAUCGUCAGGCAAGCAAAGGCAGCAUGCAGCGGCUGCACCAGCUAACACAGCAGCAGCUCUUGCUGCAGCAGGAAGCAGUAACAAUCAGGACCUUGCUUCCCUGUUUGAGUGUCCAGUGUGUUUUGACUAUGCACUCCCACCUAUCAUGCAGUGCCAGAGUGGACACAUUGUCUGCCAGUCCUGUAGACAGAAGUUAAACCUCUGUCCAACAUGCAGAGGUCCCCUCGGAAAUAUAAGAAAUUUAGCUAUGGAGAAAGUAGCCAGCACUGUGAUGUUUCCAUGUAAAUAUUCUAAUAGUGGUUGUCCUGUCACAUUGUUACACACAGAUAAAACAGAUCAUGAAGAUAUAUGUGAACACAGACCUUACUGUUGUCCCUGUCCCGGUGCCUCAUGUAAAUGGCAAGGAUCUUUAGAAGCAGUAAUGAAUCACUUGAUGCAGCAACACAAAAGUAUAACAACUCUGCAAGGAGAAGAUAUAGUAUUUUUAGCAACAGAUAUAAAUUUACCAGGAGCUGUGGAUUGGGUGAUGAUGCAAUCCUGUUUUGGUCACAACUUUAUGUUAGUUUUAGAAAAACAAGAAAAAAUGGAAGGCCAGCAAAUGUUUUAUGCAAUAGUCCAGUUAAUAGGGACUCGCAAACAGGCAGAAAACUUUGCAUAUAGAUUAGAGUUGAAUGGCCACAGAAGAAGGCUUUCAUGGGAGGCAACUCCCCGUAGCAUCCAUGAUGGUGUUCAGUCAGCUAUAGCUGCAAGUGAUUGUUUAGUAUUUGAUACAAACAUUGCAAUUUUAUUUGCAGAUCAUGGAAAUCUUGGCAUAAAUGUUACCAUAUCUAUGUGUUAAAUGUUGUCUUAUGCACAGGGAAAAAAGAUCUACAGUACACACGACGUGCAUCAGUUAAACAUCACUUUAGGUGGCAUUGAAUGAAUUACUAUAAAACAUAGCCUGGUAUCCUUACCAAACCUCCUCUUUGCGCCAGUAGGGCCAGAUGUAAUAAAAUCCAGAUGACUGAAUUACUGCACACGUGCAUGUUCUAUAAACAAUGAAUACAUCGAUCGGAUCAUUUAUCAACUACCAAAAUAUUAUUGGGAUUAUAGUUACUAUAAUUUUCUGGAAUUUGCAUUUUUUAUGAAUUUAAAAAUAAUUUUCAAUAAAUUUAUGGCAAUAUAAAAAUCUUCCCGCCAUGUGUCAAGAAAUGAUGCUAUCCCACUGUACAUCUUUCUAACAUCCAAUAAACGAAUACAUGUUAUUGUAUUCUGCCUGGCUUUGUUGUCAAGCAGUGAGCCAGGAUCCCAGGCUACUAUAUAACAGUGAAUGCUGGAGAUUUAAAGGGGUAACACUCUGUUUUCAACCCUGGUUUUAAUAUAACCUAUGGAAUAUACAGAGAGAUAUUUCAGAGUGAAUCAACUACAAACACUAGCAUUCACUGUGAACAAUCACCAGGAACAUUUUCGGAUAGACCACCUUGUGUAUACUGUAUAUGUAUUCAUUUUAACUGGAAGUUUGUUGUGGAAUGAUGAGCCUUGAUUGUUUCAAAGUAAAAUUUAGUUAGGUCUAGUGCUUUUUAUAAGUGUAAAAAUGAAAAAAAUUCAAAACAAGUGGUGUCUAAUUUGGAUUUAUUAUUCAUAGAUAUUGUUUUGCAAUAAUAUUAAGUAUUGAAAUUUUCAUUAUGCUGUUGAUUUAAUGUUUAAAAAAAAAGGAUAUAAUAUUUUUAAAUAGUUUCAUAAUUUUGAAUAAGUAUCAUUUUGAAAAGAGUUAGAAUGAAUUUCAAUAUUCAUGUUUGUAACAAGUUUUGUAGAAGUCGGUGAACAAAAAUUAUGAGUACCAAAAUUUUUUACUUUAAAUGCAUCAAGAAAUAGCCUUUCAUAGCAGUUUCUGAAUCCUGAUACUCUACCUGGCUAGAAAUUAAAAAAAAUAAUUUAUUCUUGUAUUCAAUGGGCAUUUACACAAAAUAAAUUGAUAUAAGGCAAACAUAAGUAAGUGUCAGUACAUACAUGUAUUAUACAUUUGAUAUAUAUAUAUAGCAUUUUUUCCAUGAAUUUUUGCAUUGUCAAUUCAAUUAUAAAUUUAAAUUCAGGAAUUCAUGAGUGCAUUUAUCAUUGCCAUUCUUUAACCACUGGCAAUAAUGUGAAAUCUGAUUAGUGCGAUUGCAAACAUUUUAUGAAGGAAAAUCACUGCUUAAAUUAUGAAUGGGAGUUGAUUUUUAUUGCCAACCUACUAGUGUGGCAUUUUUCGCAUUAAUAAAAACAUCACAAUAAUUUCUCAAUUUACAGUAAUAUUGCAAUCAUUUCUAAAUUGACAGUAAAAUUGCAGUAAUUUCUAAAUUUACAGUAAAAUUGCAAUAAUUUUGGAAAUUACAGUAAAAUUGCAAUAAUUUCUGAAAUUACAGUAAUCAAUAAGUUAGUUCAUUGACAAAAAUAUGGAGGGUAAUUGAAUAGUAAGAACAUUCAAUUUGUUAAAUUUGUUACAAUAUUUUAAAAAUUCGAAUGUUGUUUCAUAAUCAAACUGAACAAAAUUCAUGGUUAAAUUGAACUAUUGUAAUAUCGUAUAUUUGUGAACAAUAAAGAAUGUUCCCUGUGCUGUUGUCUGAUUGAAAGUGAAGUGCUUUUUGUGUAUGAAUGACAAAACAUGUUAAAUUGCAUGAAUGGUUACCUGUAAUUGUUAAUUCAUAAUAUUUAUUGAAAAGAGUAUUUUGUAUUUGGAAGAUAUGAAGAUUCUUAAUAUUAGGUAUUUAUAUGUAAUUUUGAUAGCGCUAAGUGAUUAUGUGUUGUAACGAUGUGUUUUCCAUGUAUCAUAUAUUCAGUUACAAGUGUCUAAUAGUUUAUACUUUUCUUCUAAAUAUCAGACAUGCUAAAAGUUACUUGUAGAAAAAAUGUAUUGAAAUGACUUUAUAAAACAACCUAGAAAUCGUGAUUUUUGAGUAUGAGAAAAAGUGUUGUUUUGGUACAAAUUUGAUAGUUUGCUUAAUUAAGCCAUUGUAUAAGGAAAUUUUUUCCAUUUCUUAAAAAUUCAUCAAAGAUACCAGGCUAUAGAUUUAUAAAGAAGAUGUGUAUUUUAUCUACAUAAGACUCAUUAGUAUCUCUCAGUAUGAGCAUCAGUACUUAGUUAAACUUUUCCUGACCAGUCUGUCUUUUGUGGGUAUAGUACGUGGGUUUUUACCCUGGGAAUGAUUUCUGAAAAGGGGGAUGCGUAUUAUGUAUGGCUACACUGUUCUUGAGACUUUUUUUCAGGCUGAUUUCAAAUCAAGAAACCAAGUGGUCUGGAGGAAAAUAUUUUCGAAGCAUAAACAUUUUGAUCAAGGGGCUAAACCUUUCAAAAUAUGAAACAUUAAUAAAAGAAUUAUUGGAAUUUUCAGCUAAAUUUUAUACACCCAGUCUAAAAUUUAGUAGCCUGAGCUACUUGGGCCUACACUAUCCUAUUCCCUGACAAUUGUUAAUUUCUGUUUAUUCAUGAUCACGCGAAGGCCACAGGACAUUUGACCACCUUUCUCUUGAAAUAUAUUUAACUUCGUACUUUAUUUAGCCUUAACGUUUUUGAUUCAGGCGUCACUGAUAAGUCCAUAAGUAGAUGAAACUAGUGACGGACAAAGAAAAUUUUAAUCCUGGUAUCUAUGAUUAGUUUAUUCCCAAAGGCAUUUGAAAAUUUAAGUAAUCUUCAUAAAAAAAAGUCCUGAAGAACUGUAAGAUCUGAAGCUGAAUUACUACGAUUCAAAAUCCAGGUCUUAUCCAUUUCCGUGCAGUGGUAUAAAAAUUUUGGCUGAUAAGACGAGAUAUAAUUUAUUUAUGUUUAUUCAUUGAGCUAAAAUUGCUUGAUUUCAUCCCCACAUUACAAUUGUAAUGCUUAUAAACAAUCUAUACAAUAGUGUAUUGCCAAAAUAUUAGAGCAAAAAGAGCACUAUAGACUUUUACAUAGAAAUUAAAUGGAUUUGAUAUUUGAGUCCAUGCAAAUUGAUUACCUGAAUAUAAAGUGAAUGGACUGAUAUAGAUGUCUAAACAUACAUAGUGCUUAAUUACAAUCUGUAUCUGAUAUUGAUUAUUACUCUAGUUUAAUCUGAUUGGGUAUGGCACCUAAUUAAGGGCUUUCUAUUUAUCUUUACCUGUACUACAUGUACUACAUGUAUAAGAUAAGCACGACUUAUAAGGAAAAAAAUUGUGUGAUUCCAAUCAUACAGGACAGUUUUUAGAGAUGAAAUAGUAACUGACUGAUUAAUUUUUUUUUCAGCAUUUACCUUUAUAUAUUUGAAAGAAAAAAAUAUCUUACUCAGUAUUCGAACAAGAAAAUGUGUAAAUAUUGCUGUCAGUUCCAUAUAAAUGUUGUGUACAUUGAUUGAAAGACUUUUUUUCUAUGGAUUAGUUGAUUAAAAAAGAUCAAUCUACAAAAGUUCUUUCGAUAGAUGAAAGCUGUUGAAACCAUACCCAGUCUGGUCAAAUUUAUAAAGUAAUAGAUAUUAAAUGUAUGUGUAUGAGAUGUGCAGAUGAAUGAAUGUUGACAUUAUUCCCAUCAAAUACAUUAUAAACAUGAAAAAAUGAAUUUGUUAGUAUUUUAUAGAUAGUUCCAAAAAUAAUAAUUGUGUUAUUGUGUUAGAUUUUUAUGUGUGUUAUAUUUUGUUUUGUUUGCUCAUUAAUUUAAUUUCUUGCUAAGCAAGAACAUCAUGAAUUGUUUAUUUUGUGGGUAAAAUUCAUUAGUUUUCCUUCUUCCUGUUCUUCACUUAGUUUUAUAGCAAACGUUGAGUGUACUUAAGCUGUUUUGCAGAGAGAAUAACAAUUGUCAUCAAGAUUAUACGUUAAUGCUUUAGAAAAAUGAAAACAUUAGUAAUGUGAACAUAAGUCAGAGUAUAGAACAAAGUGAUGUUAAGAAAUUUAAAUUUCAGAAUUAUGAUUUUUUAAACUAAACACAGAAUGAAUCUCUUUAAGAUUACCUUUCCAUUCAUUAUUCAAUCCCCAAAAAAUGUAUUUUGGUUCAUUUUUAAACUAUGAAGGCAUGUAAGGAAUGCAAAAGAUAAGUUUUGUUGAGGGUUUAUAAUUUUCAUAAUUAUCCAUUUUUCUUAAACAUGCUUAUAAUUGAUAGAAUUUACAUUUCCUGUAGUUUAAAGUAAGAAAGCUGACAUUUGUUAUUUUAAAGUAACAAAGUAAUCAUACAAUCUCUCCCUUAUUUAAAUCUAGUUUCUUACAAGAAUAUUCAUACUUUUGGUGCAAAUUAAACUACAAAUAAACAUAGACAGUCUUCAUUUUCAUGAAAGUCUAUUUUAUAGGUGUUUUGUUUUUGUUAGUAGAACUUAAUCAGAAUUAUGAUAUAUUGGCGGGUAUUCAUUGUACUUCAUACACAUUUUCAUAAUGCUUUUUCCCAAAGUAACAAAUGUUCAUUGCAGAUGAUUUUUUACUCCUGUAGUGUCCAAUUCAAGAUAUUUAUAUUUUGCUAUUUGAUCUUACGACACUAUGUAAAUGCUUUGCAUACAAGGAUCUGACUUUGUUCAGUUCUACUUUCUGUUUGCAUCAAAAAUUUUAAAGGUGAUUAUAGGUUCAUCAUCUGAUGAGAAUCCUGGAAAGGGUCUUCAAAACAGAGAAAAGUAACAGUUUUGCCAAAUCCUUCUAAGUGAAGCAUGGACACCAUAUCUGGUAUUUUGGUCAGGUUAGAUGUAAAAAAGACUUAACAUAUUUACAAUUUACGUAGAUGUCAGCUUUCAAUUUGUCAUUGCUUGCAUUGUAAAUAUGUAGCACUUAGUCUCAUGCUUGAUAAAAAUUGCAAAGUAUGUAAAAAAAAACUCUUAAAAUUGAAUUUUCAAUUUAACUGUUUUGAUUUCAAAGCUUAAUUUAAAAAUGUGUAUUUAAGAAAGCAUAUGAAAAUAAAAGGUUAAUUGGUAAUGGUAGUAUGUUCAUAAUCUUUUAAAGAUUUUGUAACUACAUUCCAAAUUGCUUGUUGUAAAGUAUUGGCUUGGCAAACAAGUACUACCAUGAAGCUCCUCAAAAACUAUAGACACAUUUGAUAAAUGAUAAAAUUUGUUUCAAAGUUAUAUUAUUAAAACACAACUGUGCUUGCUAUAUAAGUAUAAAUCAAAUAUGUGUUUUCCAAUUUUGAUAAAUUCAUUUUUCAUUAUCAUUGACCAUUCGAGACCUUUAUAAAGAAAUAAAAAUAAAACAACUACUGUUAAAAUGUCUGAACCUAAUCCAUAUUGUGUUGAAACUGUUGAUGUCAAUUUGAAUUAUAGCGAGAAUUUAUUUUAAAAAAAAUAUAUUGUUUAUGAAAACGAAAUUAUUCAGAUAAAUUUAUAUCUAUGUAUGAAGACAAAGUGGCCUGAAAUAACAUUUCACGUAAGCAAUUAUGAAUUUUACAAAUAUUAUUUGCUCCAGACGAAAUUGACUAUUCACAAACAUGAGGAUCAGAUUCAAUUAUUUUGCAAUAGGAAAAAGAAAUUUUUGUAUUUUGUUAUCGAAAGUAAAACUGUUCAAAUAAAACCAUUCAGAUAUAUGUUGUUAUGUUACAUUGAGUACUUAGGUCAUCUAAUUGAGUUUGUACAUAUCAGUAUCUCGAAGGUUUUCUAAUUAAAAUCUAUGAAGACUUA
Messenger RNA from Mytilus californianus (California mussel), 6707 nucleotides. RefSeq names its product E3 ubiquitin-protein ligase SIAH1-like. Gene Ontology annotation, cellular component: cytoplasm. NCBI's taxonomy places the organism in Eukaryota, Metazoa, Mollusca, Bivalvia, Mytilida, Mytilidae. Gene Ontology annotation, biological process: proteasome-mediated ubiquitin-dependent protein catabolic process; multicellular organism development. The transcript is spliced from 7 exons. Bases 131 to 991 code for a protein of 286 amino acids. The record is from RefSeq and is a predicted model, not a curated record. Gene Ontology annotation, molecular function: ubiquitin conjugating enzyme binding; ubiquitin protein ligase activity; zinc ion binding.